Messenger RNA from Cryphonectria parasitica EP155, 795 nucleotides. RefSeq lists its product as uncharacterized. Bases 1 to 795 code for a protein of 264 amino acids. NCBI's taxonomy places the organism in Eukaryota, Fungi, Ascomycota, Sordariomycetes, Diaporthales, Cryphonectriaceae. The transcript has 5 exons. The record is from RefSeq and is a predicted model, not a curated record.
AUGCCACCAAAAAUCCCUCCUACGACCUCGCUGGUCUGUGUGGGCACGCCGCUGCUGCUGGAAGACCCCGAGGACGCCGAUGUGGAGGUGGAAGAGGAGGUGCCCGCGGAAGCAGUAGAAGCGCCCGACCCGUCGCCUCCGCCCAGACUAUACGUGGCAGAAGCUGAUUCGGCCGCGGACGACCAUCCUGUGGAUGACGAGUCUGAAAGGCUACUCCAUGCUGAAGAGGAGCUCGAGGCGUGGGCCGAGGUUGAGCUGAUUGUCGAGCUUGCAAAUGUGGUCGAGGCGAGCGAGCUGGGAACUGUGGAGCUCGAGGUUGUGUUCAACGAAGAAAUUGGUGUCGAUAGUGAUGGUGAUGAUGACAGAAGAGAGGAGGAGGAAGCGAACGAAUUAGAAGUGGAGCUGAGGGUAGAGAAGGAUGACGACGACAGCGGCGACGACGAUGAUGAUAUGUGCGUUAAGGACAAUGCUGCUGGUAUCGAUGUGGUCGCCGCAGAGGAGGACAGGCCGGUCUCAGAAGAAGAAGACCCCGUCACUGUCUCAGACGACGAGGUCGCCGUCGCAGAGUCGGCAUCAGAGGAGGGUCUGUGCCGAGAGAGUCGCACCGGCGCCAUUGAUGAUUUGGACGACGCUGACGGUCUGCACGACCUCGGUGAUGGUGGUAUCCCGGGAAUCCAGGACUGCUGCUGCUGCUGCGGCGGCGGUGUCGGCCCUGCGAUUGUGGAACUCCUCAUGAGAAUGAGCGUGGGCGUCGCUGUGAGCCUUGCGGUUGUUCUUACGGGCCUGAAAGAGUGA